CUACACUUCAGCGUGUUACCGCGUUCGCCCACGGAACUUUUGACUGGCGUGCUCUGGCCCAUAGAGGAAAACUCCGGAAGGGACCUGUCGGGACGAUUUGGAAAGAGGAAAGGAAGAGUAUGAAUGAGGAACCAUGGCAGCUAUGGUUGCUGUUUGCGCUGGUCUAGGGAGGAAAAAAUUGACAAACUCGGUAGCGACUGCUGUCUGCCUCAAGGAUCCCGGGAGUCACGCGGUGCUGUGGAGAAGAGGUUGUUCACAAUAUAAACAGAUAACCAGCAAUGAGGACCUGCCCGUUCCAAUGGAAAAUCCUUAUAAGGAGCCUCUCAAGAAAUGUGUCUUGUGUGGAAAACGUGUAGAUUAUAAGAACGUGCAGGUCUUUGUGGGAAGAAACAGAAAGAAAUCACAAAAGCGAUUAAGAGAGCUCAAAAACUUGGGUUUAUGGCAGUUACAUACAAGGAUCCUGCAUAUCUCAACGACCCUAAAAUUUGUAACGUCAAAUAUCGGGAAUAAAUUAUGUGAGGCUACCACCAAUAAAUAUUUUACAGUAAGUGGUUGUAUUUUGCCAAUAUUGACUCAAACUAAUCUUUGGGUAGAAUAGUGUUUCAGGAGUGAGAUCAGGAGUGAAGCUUUCCCUCCAUACCAGUGAAUGUUCAUUAAACACACUGUUUAUUUAAAAUGUUAGUGCUUUUUAAAAAUGUUAAUACUCAUUACAUUUUGCACACCUUGAGUAAAAGUGGUACUGUAUGAUUGUUACUUAUAUGUGGUCCCCAAAUAGCUCAUAUAGUAAUGUACGACUGAUAUUGGUUGGGACAGUAAAUAUGGAAAGGAUACCUUG
Galeopterus variegatus (Sunda flying lemur) is the source of this 835-nucleotide messenger RNA. RefSeq names its product mitochondrial ribosomal protein S18C (gene MRPS18C). The transcript has 5 exons. Gene Ontology annotation, molecular function: structural constituent of ribosome; small ribosomal subunit rRNA binding. Gene Ontology annotation, cellular component: ribosome; mitochondrial small ribosomal subunit. NCBI's taxonomy places the organism in Eukaryota, Metazoa, Chordata, Mammalia, Dermoptera, Cynocephalidae. Bases 134 to 598 code for a protein of 154 amino acids. Gene Ontology annotation, biological process: mitochondrial translation. The record is from RefSeq and is a predicted model, not a curated record.